GCGGUCAAGUCGUCGUCCUCUUCCCGUUUGCUCAUUUUCAUUUGCGUCCGCGCGCAGUCGAGCAGCUCAAACGAGAAGCCAGCGGCGAGUGGCAUUCGCGUUCUUCUUCUUCUUCUUCUUCUUCUUGUUCUUGUUCUUGUUCUUGUCGACCGUCAUGUCCCUCCUGAGCAGCGACCCCAACUACCAGCAGCUCGCGCAGUGGUACCGAGCCCAUGGCGGAAGCCUGAAGAUGAGGGACAUGUUCGCCGCCGAGCCGGAGCGCUUCCGUCACUUCAGUGUGAAGGUGGCGACGGAAGAUGGCGACCUUCUGCUGGACUACUCCAAGAACCUCAUCACCCAGGAAGUCAUGGCCAUGCUUAUUGCCAUGGCUGAGUCCCGAGGGGUGAAGCAGGCCCGCGAGAGCAUGUUCAAAGGAGACAAGAUCAACUUCACCGAGGGUCGCGCCGUUCUGCACGUGGCGUUGCGAAAUCGUUCCAACGUUCCUAUCCUGGUGGACGGCAAAGACGUCAUGCCCGAAGUCAACCGCGUGCUGGACAAGAUGAAAGUCUUCUCACAGAAAGUCCGCAGCGGUGAGUGGAAAGGCUUCACGGGCAAACGCAUCACAGACGUGGUCAACAUCGGCAUCGGAGGGUCCGACCUGGGACCCCUGAUGGUGACGGAGGCAUUGAAGAGUUACUCUGCGGGCGGUCCCAACGUCUGCUUCGUUUCCAACAUCGACGGGACGCAUCUGGCUAAAACUCUUGCUCAGCUGGACCCGGAGCGCACGCUCUUCAUCGUCGCCUCCAAGACGUUCACCACCCAGGAGACCAUCACCAACGCAGAGUCUGCCAGGGCCUGGUUCCUACGCGCCGCCAAUGACAAAGGUGCCGUUGCCAAACACUUUGUGGCUCUCUCCACCAACGCAGUGAAAGUCGAAGAAUUUGGAAUCGACACGGCCAACAUGUUUGAGUUCUGGGACUGGGUCGGAGGUCGUUACUCGCUGUGGUCCGCCAUUGGUCUUUCCAUCGCCCUGCACAUCGGCUUCGAUGGCUUCGAGCGACUUCUGAGCGGCGCUCACUGGAUGGACAAUCACUUUGCGAGCGCCCCGCUGGAUCGCAACCUUCCGGCGGUGCUGGCGCUGUUGGGCGUUUGGUACGUCAACUUCUUCCAGGCCGAGACGCACGCCAUGCUGCCCUACGACCAGUACAUGCACCGCUUCGCCGCCUACUUCCAGCAGGGGGACAUGGAGUCCAACGGGAAGUACAUCACCAAAGAAGGGAGCCGGGUCAACUACCACACCGGGCCCAUCGUGUGGGGAGAACCGGGAACCAACGGACAGCACGCCUUCUACCAGCUCAUUCACCAAGGCACCCGCAUGAUUCCGUGUGACUUCCUCAUCCCGGCUCAGACUCACAAUCCCAUCGGGAACAACCUGCAUCACAAGAUCCUGUGCGCUAACUUCCUGGCUCAGACGGAAGCGCUGAUGAAAGGCAAAACCCCGGCGGAGGCUCGCCAGGAGCUGGAGGCCGCCGGCUUGUCGGGGGAAGCGCUGGACAAACUUCUUCCUCACAAAGUGUUCGAGGGGAACAAGCCCAGCAACUCCAUCGUCUUCAAGAAGCAGACGCCCUUCACGCUGGGAGCGCUCAUCGCCAUGUACGAGCAUAAGAUCUUCGUCCAAGGCGUCAUCUGGGGCAUCAACAGCUUCGACCAGUGGGGUGUGGAGCUGGGCAAACAGCUGGCCAAGAAGAUCGAACCGGAGCUGCGAGACGGCGCCGAAGUUUCUUCUCACGACGCCUCCACCAACGGACUCAUCGACUUCCUCAAGAACAACUUUGCUUGACGUUCCCACGCGACAUUCCGCGAGCUCCCGUCGAGUGUUUCACGUGCACCGUUUCCUCUAGUCUGCUUGUCAAAAUAAAAGACCGCGACGCCG
Messenger RNA from Phyllopteryx taeniolatus (common seadragon), 1912 nucleotides. RefSeq names its product glucose-6-phosphate isomerase a (gene gpia). The transcript has 18 exons. Gene Ontology annotation, molecular function: carbohydrate derivative binding; monosaccharide binding; glucose-6-phosphate isomerase activity. Gene Ontology annotation, biological process: gluconeogenesis; glycolytic process; glucose 6-phosphate metabolic process. The record is from RefSeq and is a predicted model, not a curated record. Gene Ontology annotation, cellular component: cytosol. NCBI's taxonomy places the organism in Eukaryota, Metazoa, Chordata, Actinopteri, Syngnathiformes, Syngnathidae. Bases 155 to 1819 code for a protein of 554 amino acids.